Molecule: messenger RNA, 1085 nt
Organism: Leptinotarsa decemlineata (Colorado potato beetle)
Lineage: Eukaryota; Metazoa; Arthropoda; Insecta; Coleoptera; Chrysomelidae
Gene: Trmt61
Product: tRNA methyltransferase 61
Biological process (GO): tRNA methylation
Cellular component (GO): nucleus; tRNA (m1A) methyltransferase complex
Molecular function (GO): tRNA (adenine(58)-N1)-methyltransferase activity
Source: RefSeq, a predicted model, not a curated record
AUUCUAUGGCAAAUGACAUAACCUCAAAAAAACAUAGUGUUUACAAAACAAAACGUAAGUUUAUGAAGAAUAUCCUCAUUCUGGCAGAAAAAUGAGUUUCGAUGGAUACAAAGAUGAAAUUCACGAAGGUGAUACUGUCAUUCUAUACCUCACAAUCACACAAGUAUACAGCCUAAAAGCGGAACCCAAAAUUCACAGCAAAAAAGGCGACUUAGUGGAAAAUGUAUUUCAAACACCUUAUGGGGCUUUGAAAUGUGCAGAACUCAUUGGAAAGAGUUUCGGGACAAAAAUUUCCCUCAGUAAGGGAUGGGGGUAUGUACUGCAACCUACACCAGAACUGUGGACGCUUACUCUACCACAUCGAACUCAAAUUAUAUACACUCCAGAUAUAAGUAUGAUAAUUUUGCAGCUAGAAUUGUCCCCUGGUAGUGUAGUGGUAGAGAGUGGCACGGGUAGUGGAUCUCUUUCACAUGCGCUAAUCAGAGCUGUGAAACCUCAUGGUCACCUUCACACUUUUGACUUUCAUGAAAUACGCUCUCAAACUGCAACAGAAGAAUUCAAGGACCAUGGUUUAUCGAGUUACGUGACAGCGUAUCACAGGGACGUAUGCGAAGAUGGAUUCGGGGAGCAUUUAGAUAAUAAAGCUGAUGCGGUAUUUUUGGAUUUACCACAUCCAUGGUUGGCGAUUCCUCAUGCUUUGAAGACAUUGAAAAGUAGCGGAGGUAGGUUGUGUUCUUUUUCACCAUGUAUCGAACAAGUAGAGAAAACUUCCUUGAUGCUUCUCAAGCUGGGCUUUCAAGAAGUGCAAACGAUGGAGGUGUUGCAGACACAGUAUGCAGUUCAGCAGAGAUCAGUACCAGUGGUAAACUUAGAUUUUGUCAAGAGUGAGAAGGACGGUAGUGAAACUGUGAAAAAAGAAAGAGAGGUGGUCAAGACAGUGUGUGCUAUUCCUCCAGCAAGUUUACCGGGUCAUACAGGAUAUCUUACAUUCGCAACUCUACCUCCAAUAUGGUCUAGGAAACUUCAGAUCAGUUUAAAUGAGGACGAUAUGUUGAAAGAUGACUGAAUAAAAAAUUAUUAAUUUA